CUGUGUGCCGCCAUGCGCAGGGCGCCAGGCACAUGGCCGGCCCGGCCGCGCACUGCGCUCUUGUCGCUGCUGCUGCUGCUGACCCUCGCCCUCCUGGGUGCCCGGUCCUCGCACACGCCCACCAUCACUGAGCCGGUCUCCCUCUUCUCGCCGAGGGGCGGCAUCAUCCAGUCCAACUCUUUUAAUCUUCGGCCCAUCAAAAACCCGGACACCACCGGCACGGCCAUGGUGUCCUUCGUUGACGGACCGACAGCCCACCACUUCACCCCGAGGCUCUUUGCCGCCCACUUCGAGGACCUGCGCACCGGGCCCCUCCUCGAUCUGACAUCUACCAUCCAGCAUUCGACCCCUCUGGCUCCCAUCUCCACAUCCCAUGUUUUCCCCACUCGCACCGUCUCCCCGGCACUGGUAUCCCUCUCGGCGGAUCGCCUGACCAUCCAGGUGACCACCUCCAGUCGGCUUGCCCUCUUCAGCGGCUCCAAGCCAAACCACUUUCUCGCCGGCCUGGAAGCCUCCGAUGGCCGGAUCUUUGUUUUGACCUUCGAAGAUGGCCAUGCCAUGUUGUAUGUAUCUUCCAAUCCGGACCCCUUCGAGAUGAAUACCCAACAGGCGUCGCACACCUCGGUCCGAGCCGCGCCGGAUCUCACUAGGUUCGUCGUUUGGACCGGCAGCAAUUAUCUGCGCUUCCUGUCCUUGGACGGCUCAGCCAGCAAUAGCCAAUACCCCCAGAGCAUUCUUGAUGUGGUGGUCACUCGACUCCCGGGACAGGGGCCCUCCCAGUCGACCAUCAUUUGUCUCAUGGGCGAUGGGAGCAUCCAAACCGGCUCCGGAACGCCCCCCUCCCUGCCAUCGGGCUUCAUCCCGACCUUCCUGCGUGCGCCCAACGUCCUCGAGCUCGCCGGCGACCAGGCGGUGCCGUGGAUUGUGGUCGGCAACGAGCAGAAGCUCUAUCGGGUGGACAUCACCACCGACACAUGGACGCCCCUGGUUUUGCCGACCGGCAUCGGCCCCCUGGCCGAUGUGGCCAUGUUCUUCCUCCCCCUCACCCCCUCCAAUCAGGCCCACCGCUGGGCCCUGUCCAUCGGCAAUGUGCUGCUCCUGGAUUUCGUCCAAUUCGGAUGCUCCACCGACACCACGAUCGUGUGCCUGACUUCCAGCGGCCACAGCUCUUGGACCUGUGGCUCGGGAUAUGUCUAUUCGCCCCUUCGGCUUGAUGGGUAUCUGUGCGCCGGUUGUCAGUCGGCCCAUUAUCUGAUCUCCUCCACAGGCUCAGUCCCCGCCAGCUGCAGCGCAUGCACCACCCAACAGUGCAGCGUGUGCAACCAGUCGCGCUGCCUCGCCUGCAACCCGAAUUACAUGCUCAGCCUCUCCGCCGACGAGAACCCCUCCUGCCUGUCUUCCUGUCCGGCUGGCCAGAAAGCCGUCGGAGUCAAUACCUGCCUCGCAGAUGACAAUGGCCCACCUAUGAACAUGCACGCCCAUGAACACACCCUGUCCGGCCCGCCUGGCCUGCAGUUUGAGACUGUCGUGCCGUCGGCGAUGCUCAGCGUCGGCGGCGUGCCCUGCCUGCCUGUCAAUGGCGGCCCGAGCGACUCCCACCGGGCCUCCUUCUUGCUGCUGCACCCGGAUCGCCGGCCGGCCAUCGCCCUGGCCUCUCCGUCUCUCGUGGCGUCCCUGCUGGACGCCUCCUCCACCCUGCUGAAUGUCCCCGGCAUCGGGUCUCUCGCCGAGCUGGGCCCCUUUCCUCAUGCCACCCUCGGGACGAGUUUGCACUUUGUCUACUGCACCGCCUCGAACCACCUCCAAGCCGAAAGCGUCACCUGCCCGAAGUCCCCUCAACCGGGCGACACCACGUGCCAAGACUUGUCCAUCUCCGUCGCCCCCUUCGAGGCUAUCCCCUGUGACUCGGUCCGUUCGCUUGGCCCGCGCUUGGUGUCGGUGCUGGGCCGCAGUGAGCUUUUCCUGGUGGAAAUCUCCAACACGCACCAGUGGAAUGUCGUGCGGAUGCCCUUGCGCACCGAUCGCCAUCCGUCCUUCAUUCCCCCGCCUUCCGGGGGGCUGCCCACCGCGUGGGUCCUUGCGGCGACCGCGGCCAAUACCUUCCUCUGGUCGCUGGAGCUGGCCAUGGCCGCCGACUCGCGGCUGCCAUACCACCACGACUCCCCGCCGGCCGUGGGCCAGCCCUCGGACGACCUCUUCCCCUUCACCCUGGCGACCGGUCGUCAGCAGCAGGGCCUGGCGCUGCUGGCCGGCAUGCCCUCCCCCGGCGUUUGGGCCCUGCACAUGCUGCAUGAAAGCGUGCACUCCCAGGGUCGCACCAUCGACCUCCUGCCGCUGACACAGCAAUUCACCCUUGCCCAGGAAGACCUGUUCCCUUUCACCCAGCACGCGGUCACCCUGACCGGCCUCCCGGACUACCCGGCGGCCAUGGUCCUGGUAUCCACGCACCUGAUGGCCGUGGCGCUGCUUCGCUGCCUGGACGCCACGGCCAACUCCUGUGUCUUUGAAGAGCCCCUAAUUCAGAGUGUGCAGUCCCCCCUGAAUCCGGCACUCGCAUCGGUGGCUCUCCUGGGCCGGCCAUCGGGCAUGCACACGGCCACCGGCUCCGGGAUGGCCCUCCUGCUGACCACCGGCGCCGCGGAAAACCCCCUGCUGGAGCUGCUCCUCCCCCUGGUGCCGAUGCCUCCGCAAGGCUGCCCGCCUGGCCAGUACCUGGAUGAGACCGCCUCCCCGGGCCAAUGCAAGCCCUGUGAUCCUCUGUGUGACACCUGCACCGGGCCCGGCCCGGCCGGGUGUACCUCCUGUCGGCUUUACCUUGUCUCGGCGGUCGAUCGGUGCCUGGCCAGCUGCCCGGCCGGCAUGGAUGACCCCCCUUCCUUCCCGGGGCCUUGCGCCUGCCCGGUCGCCUGCAACCAGUGCCUCUUCCCGGCUGAGGACCUUGUCGAGUGCACCUGCCACUCGGACCAUGCCCGGGCCGCGGGGGCGCCCCUGCAUGAGCCCUGUGAGCCGUGUGCGGCCGAGUGCGCGGAAUGCUCGCUCCCCGACAAUUCGCAGGCGUGCACCGCGUGCCCGGCCUCAAGGUGGCUACUCAAUGGCACUUGCCUGGGCACAUGUCCGCCGCACCACUUCCCCAGCAACUCGCAGUGUCUGCGGUGCGAUGCCUCCUGCAAGGAGUGCACCUCGGCCAGCACCUGCACCAGCUGCCCGGAGGGGUACUUCCUGGAUGGCAGCAAGUGCCACCGGUGCCAUGCCACCUGCGCCUCGUGCGUGGACUCGCUCUCUUGCACCGGAUGCCCCGACGGGCUGCUGCUGCCAUCCGCCGGCCCCGACACCGGCCUCUGUGUGGAUGUCUGCCCGGCCGGCGAGACGGCCAACCCCCAGCAAACCCAGUGUCUGGCGUGCGGCCCUGCCUGCGCCCUGUGCUCGGGCAAGCCCGACAUCUGUCUCCUCUGCCGGGAGGGGUACGCCUGGGACCCGGCCAUCACCGGGCCGAAGGGCCAGCGUGUGGGCCAGUGCCUGCCCUGUCCGGAGGGCUGCGCCACGUGCGUGCUGUCGGCCGACCUGCCGGACCAGUGCCUGUCCUGCCUGCCGGGGUACCUGCUGGCCCCGGGGAUGGGCGCCUGCCAGGGGUCCUGCCCGGCCGGGUGGUUCCCCGAGGUGGACCCGGGCAGCACCGGCGGCGGGCACUGCCAGCCAUGCGCCAUCGGCUGCGACCAGUGCACCGGGCCGGAGGACGUCCAGUGCACCGUCUGCGCCCCGGGGCUGGAGCUGCUGCCGGUGGCGCCCGGCGGCCCGGCCACCUGCCAGUCCGACUGCCCGGCCGGGCAGUUCCGCCACCCGGACACCGAUGUCUGCCAGGCGUGCGAUGCGGCCUGCUCCGCGUGCAACGGCCCCACCGAUCGGGACUGCUGGCUCUGCGCGGCCGGGGCCGUGGUCCAGGAUGGCGAGUGCGUGCAGCGCUGCGCCCCGGGGCAUGUGGCCCUCGGGGGCCGGUGCCUGCCCUGCCAUCCGUCAUGCGCCGAGUGCGCCGGCACCCGGAGCACCGAGUGCACCGCCUGCGUGCCGGGCCUGCUGGCUCUGCCGGGGCCGGCCGGGCCGCUGCCCGAGCCCCACCGGUGCCUGGCCGACUGCCCGGCCGGCCAUGGCACCACGCCGGACGGGGCGUCCUGCUCGGCCUGUGAGUCCCGGUGCGUCCGGUGCCCCGGCUCCUUGGAGGGCUCUGCCCUCGGCAUCCGGACCCAGGCGGGCGUCGGCGGCGGCAGCAGCAGCAGCAGCAGCAGCAGCAGCACCGGGCCCUGCCUGCAGUGCGAGCGUGGCUGGCUCCUGGCCCCGCGGCCGCCGCCCAUGGGGCCGGUGUGCGUGCAGCACUGCGACCCGGGCCAGAGCUCCCUCGGGUCUGCCUGUGUGCCCUGCCAUGCGACGUGCGUCACGUGCGAUGGGCCGGCCGCCGAUCGGUGCCUCGCCUGCCAGGCCGGGCAUGUCCUGCACGCCGGGGCGUGUGUGGCGGUCUGCCCGGCCGGGGCCUACCCCGAGCCCGGCGACGGCCAGGGCCCUGACCCCGGCGACCAGUGUGCCCCCUGCCAUGCGGAGUGUGCCGAGUGCCUGGGGCCCCGGGCGGACCAGUGCCUUGCCUGCCCGGAAGGCCGGUCCCUCUUCCAGGGGGCCUGCGUGGCGUCCUGCCCGCCGGGCUCGCAUCCGUCGCUCGGGUCCUCCGGCGAGCUGGCCUGCGCGGCCUGCCACCCGACGUGUGCCACCUGCCAGGGGCCCGGCCCGGAGCAGUGCACCUCCUGCCCGGCCCCGGGGCUCCUGCUGCUGGCCAGCAACACCUGUGUCGACGCCUGCCCCGGGGGGCACUUUGCGUGUGCCGACGGCCGGCGCUGUGGGGCCUGCCAGCCGGAGUGCCGGCAGUGCCAGGCCGCGCCGGCGGGCCACUCGCACCCGGCCGACGGGGGCUCCUGCGCCAGCAUGUGCACGCGCUGCCAGCCGAACUGGGUCCUGGCCAUGGACGGCCACUGCAUGCCCCACUGCCCGGGUGGGGAGUUCCUGCCGCAGGGGCCGGCCCUGGCGGAGGACCUGGCCGCCGGCCGGGCCGCCUGCGUCGCCUGCCACCCCGGCUGCCGGACAUGCGCCCACCAGGCGGACUGGUGCACCUCCUGCGUGGCAUCCGACCAGUGGCUCCUGCCGGCCUCCGGGGUGUGCCAACCUGGCGGGUGCCCCUCGGCCGGCAUGGUGCCGGGGGUGUUUGAUCCGGCCGACGCCGGGGGGCCCUGGCCCGGGCCAGCUCGCGUGUGCCUGGCCUGCGCGCCGGAAUGCCGGGUGUGCGGCCCGGAGGCCGGGUCGGAGUCCGGGCCCGGCGGCGCCGGCCCCCCGGCCGAGACAUGCCGCUUCCUCCUGCCGACCGGGGCCCUGGAGUGCUCGGCGGUGGCCGGCUGCCGGAGCUGCCACAGUGGCUGGCUCCUGGGCCCGGACCCGGGCCUCCCCUGCGUGCAGUCCUGCCCGGAUGGGUAUUUCGCCGAGGCCGAGGAGGGCGCCUGUGCGGCCUGCGCGUCGGGCUGCGCCGCGUGCGAUGGCCCGGGCCCGGAGGACUGCCUGGACGGGCCGAAGGCCGCGCCGGCUCGCCUGGCGCUGGCCCUGGGCCUGGGCCUGGGCGGGCUGGUGCUGCUGCUGCUGCUGCUGCUGGUGGUGCUGCUGCUGGUGCGGCGGUAUCGGCGGUCGGCGGAUGCGGCGGCCCGGCGCAAGGGCGCCGCCGCCGGCGACCCCGGCCUCGAUGCCGACGCCACCGUGCUCAACACCAUGGUCGAGCUGUCGCUCCCCGGCAGCAUGAUGGUCAACCUGGCCGGGGACUUUGCCCCGCUCAAUGAGGGCCCGCUGGGCUCCGGGACCCAGGCCACGGUGUUCGCCGCGCGGGCCGUCGGGGCCGGCAUCUCCGACCGGCUGGGCUGCCCGGCCACGGUGGCCGUCAAGCAGCUCCGGGCCCCGGCCGCCGGUGGCCCGGCCCCGGGCCGCACGCCGGUGGCCCUCUUCCAAAAUGAGAUCUCCCUGAUGUGGCUGCUGCGCGACUGCGCCAAUGUCGUCCGGCUGUAUGGGUACAGCGAGCAGCCGCCGGCCAUCAUCAUGGAGCGCUUCCAGACGGACCUGGCCACGUUGCUGCACUCGGAGGUUGCCCUGCGGCCGGGCGAUGUGCUGGGCAUCUGCCAACACUGGGCCACCGGUCUGGAGGCCAUGCACCUGCAGGGCAUCGCCCAUUGCGACCUGAAGCCCGGCAAUGUCUUCGUCAACCAGCAGGCUGACGGGGGCUGGCACGCGGCCCUCGGCGACUUGGGCACCAGCCGCAACCUGUCCAGCGACCGGUCGUCGGCCCUGACCACCGCCCCGCCGCAGCUGAAUGCGCUGACCGCGCGCUACGCCUCGCCCGAGGUCCUCCUCGCCUUCCGCCGCAAGACCCUCCUGGACCGGGAGCUCUUCCUGGCGUCGGACAUCUACAGCGCGGCCAUCAUGCUGUGGGAGUGCCUGGCGCGGGCGGUCCCCUGGGACGGCUGUGGCUUCGAGCAGAUCCUCGAGGCCACCCUGUCCGGCGAGCGGCCGGACGUGGCCCAGGCCACCCUGCUGGCGUCUGCGGCCGGGCCCCUGCUGGACAUGCUCCCGCUGGCCUGGGAUUCGGACCCGCAUGCGCGCCCGGUGGCCGCGGCCUUCCGGCAAAAGUGCUCCAUGGCCUUCGUCACCCUGUGA
This is a messenger RNA of Fonticula alba, 6729 nucleotides long. Its product is annotated as TKL protein kinase. Lineage: Eukaryota; Rotosphaerida; Fonticulaceae. Gene Ontology annotation, biological process: protein phosphorylation. The coding region runs from base 13 to 6729 and encodes 2238 amino acids. Gene Ontology annotation, molecular function: ATP binding; protein kinase activity. The record is from RefSeq and is a predicted model, not a curated record. The transcript has 5 exons.